CCCGGCCGCCCUCCCAGUAGCCCGGCCGCCCUCCCAGUAGCCCCAGCGCUGCCCCUCUCCGCGCCGCCCCUGACCCUCGCCUCGUGUGUGCCGCCGGCAGCGUCGGGCUCGGAGCCGUGCCGCGACAUCCGCUGCGAGUUCUGCGGGGAGUUCUUCGAGAACCGCAAGGGCCUGUCCAGCCACGCGCGCUCCCACCUGCGCCAGAUGGGCGUCACCGAGUGGUACGUGAACGGCUCCCCCAUCGACACGCUGCGCGAGAUCCUCACCCGCCGCCGCUCCAAUCCCGCCGGGAAUCACCCCAAAUCCGUGGCCAAGAGCCUGCUGGGCAGCCUGGCCCCUCUGGAAGCGCCGCGGCCGCCGGCGGAGCUGCACAUCCCCGGCUUGGGCAAGAAGGUGCCGGCCCCCCUGAGCCCCCCGGGGCCGGCUCCCAGCACGGCCUCGCCGCCUCCCACGGCCAGGAAGAUGUUCCCGGGCCUCUCUCCUCCCUCCCUGCAGAAGAAACUGAAGCAGGACCAGCUCAGGGUGGAGAUCAAGCGGGAGUUGAUGGCCGGAGGAGGAGCGGGAGGAGCCGGGAUCCAUCCGGGGGAGCCGCCGGCGCCGCCGGACCCGGCCUGGGCCCCCCGCGAGGAGAUGGCACCGCUCAACCUCUCCUCCCGGGCCGACCCCGUGCGCGACAUCCGCUGCGAGUUCUGCGGGGAGUUCUUCGAGAACCGCAAGGGCCUGUCCAGCCACGCGCGCUCCCACCUGCGCCAGAUGGGCGUCACCGAGUGGUCGGUGAACGGCUCCCCCAUCGACACGCUGCGCGAGAUCCUCAGGAAGAAAUCCAAGCCCUGCCUCAUCAAGAAGGAGCCGCCGAUCCCGCCGGGCAUGGAGCCCCCCAAAGGGCUGCCAGAGGACGGGCUGGAUCCCAAAUCCCAGCCGGCUCCCGGCAAAGCGCUGCCGCCGGGGUUAUCCCUGGCCCCGCUGGCGGGCCGGCCGGGAAAGCCGGGAUCGGGGGCCGUGGGAGCUCCUCUGGCCCUGGCGCCGCUGGGAUCCAAAAAUCCCGGCGCCUUCCUGGCUCCCAAGCGGCCGCUGGCCGAGGAUCGCCUGGGAGCGCACGGCGAGGCCAAGCACAAAGCCUUCGAGCUGCCCUUCAAGGCCAAGGCGCUGCACGACAAGGCCUCGGCAGAGGCCUGCUGCGAGCUCUGCGGGCUGUACUUUGAGAACAGGAAGGCUCUGGCCAGCCACGCCCGGGCGCACCUGCGGCAGUUCGGCGUCACCGAGUGGUGCGUGAACGGCUCCCCCAUCGAGACGCUGCGCGAGUGGAUCCGGCACCGGCCCCACAAGGCCGGCGCCUACCGCAGCUACAUCCAGGGGGGCCGGCCCUUCUCCAAGAAAUUCCGGAACUCCGCGCACCCCCGGGAGCACCGCGGCGCCCUCGGGAUGCCGGCGGCGUUCCUGGGAAAAGGGGGAAUGGCGGCCGAGGCGGCGCUCGGGGACAACGGGAAGGGCCCGGACGGGGCCGAGCGGGCGCUGGGGACGCCCCUGGGAGUGGUGAAGGUGGAGGAGCAGAGGGCCAACAUCAGCAAGUUCGAGCGGCGCCAGGCGCGGCCCCUGGAGCCGCCGCUGUCCCGGGACGAGGAGCCGGGAGCGGAAUUCCCGCAGAAGCUGCAGGAGCCGCGGCCGCCGCCGCCCCGGAUGCGCCCGGUGCCGGCGCUGGUGCCGCGCCCGCCCCAAACCUCGCUGGUCAAGUUCGUGGGGAACAUCUACACCCUCAAGUGCAGGUUCUGUGAGGUGGAAUUCCAGGGCCCUCUCUCCAUCCAGGAGGAGUGGGUGCGGCACCUCCAGCGCCACAUCCUGGAGAUGAAUUUUUCCAAGGCGGAUCCGUGCCGGAGCGAGGCCCCCCCGGAGCCGCCGGCCCUGGCUGAGGCUCCCUGAGAUUUUUUCCCAAUUCCUGGGGAAAAAAAAACCACAGGGGAAAAACAAAAAACAAAACAAACCCACAAAAAACCAACCAAACCGACACCAAACCCCAACGCAACGCCCCCAAAUCCCGGCGGGAUCUCCUCGGCUCCGGAGCCGCCGCCGCCGCCGCCCGGGGAGGAUCGUCCGGGACCUGUUGGGAAUCGGGAAUUCUUCGGGAAUUGUCCCCAGGGGCGCGGGGACGGCCGCCCACGAGCACUACACGGAGCCGAGCCCGCGGCUCCCGCCGGCACCGGCGCGCCGGAAUUCCGCCCUUCUUCGCUUCCCGAAAAACCGACCAAGCAAGGAAAAUUCCCUCCUUUGUUUUAAUCCCAAAGAACCGACGGCGUCGCCUCUUCCCGGGGGGGGCGAUUCGGGGCUGGGCGAUUCCCGGCGUUGGGAAAUUCGGGACUUCCCCACUCCUCCGGAGUUGCUGGAUAUUCCCGGUUCUUUCCCGGGGUUUUUUUUUAUUUCUCGGUGGCCCCGUAGAUGUCGGAAUUCCCUCACUUCCGGGGUUGCAUGUUCCCAAAAUUCCUGCUUUUCCCGCCCCACCAACGCCGCUUCCCUCCCGGUUUUCCCCCACUGAAUCCCACGGGAGCCGGAGCCGGGGGAAUCCCGGGAGAAUUCCCAAAAUUCCCGCCCCGAACUGGGAGGAUUCGGCUCCGAUUUUUUCCCCAAUUCCCAUUUCCCCCUCCCCCGCCGUUGUUCUUUGUUUUAUUCCCGGUUUUUCCCCCCAAUCCCGACUUUUUUAAACUCUAGAUUUGUGUAGAAAACAAAGGAAAGAUCCAUUUUUAUUUGGGAAUCCCGAGACUCCCGGAUUUCGGGAGGAAUUUUAACGGAUAAAUAUUUUGGCGGUUUCCUGAUUUUUUUUUUUUUCAGUUUUUUUUCCCAAGUUUUUUUUUUUUAAUUUUUUUUUUUUUUUUUUUUUUUUUUUUUUUUUAAAUUUCCGCGUUUUUCGGGACGUUCCCGGGAUUCCUGUGCCCGGGAGUGGGGGACGACGGAUUAAAUUCUUCUGGAAAUGAAUUCCCGGGGAAAAACAA
This is a messenger RNA of Corvus hawaiiensis (hawaiian crow), 2981 nucleotides long. Its product is annotated as protein Wiz-like. Gene Ontology annotation, biological process: regulation of transcription by RNA polymerase II. The record is from RefSeq and is a predicted model, not a curated record. NCBI's taxonomy places the organism in Eukaryota, Metazoa, Chordata, Aves, Passeriformes, Corvidae. Gene Ontology annotation, cellular component: nucleus. Gene Ontology annotation, molecular function: RNA polymerase II cis-regulatory region sequence-specific DNA binding; DNA-binding transcription factor activity, RNA polymerase II-specific.